Molecule: messenger RNA, 880 nt
Organism: Callorhinus ursinus (northern fur seal)
Lineage: Eukaryota; Metazoa; Chordata; Mammalia; Carnivora; Otariidae
Source: RefSeq, a predicted model, not a curated record
AUGAGCCAAGCGCACGAAGAAGGAAGAGAGACAGGGCGCCUAGUCCCCCGCAGAACGAGCCUGGACAUGCUGGGCCCUCCCAAGUGGAUCCAGACCCGCCCCUCCUCAGCUUCCUAUAAGGGCUGGGGACCUGGGACUACAGGUUCACUCACCAUGAGGACUCCCAUGAAACCGGGGACCUUCCUGCUGGCCUUCACGCUGCUCUGCACCCUCCUGGGUCUGGGGUGCCCGCUGAGCUGUGAAGUGUGCCGGGGCUCCGGGCCCACGUGCAGUGGAAAAAUGAAGGCCUGCGAGGCCGGCAAGGACGCAUGCGUGGUCAUCGUCGGGGAGUCGAGCACAAAGGGCCAUCACGCUCUGAACACCUACAAGGGCUGCAUGAAGUACAGCGACUGCUACUCGGGAUUCGUGUCCACCACGAUGGGCCCCAAGGACUACAUGGUGUCCAACACCCUCUGCUGCCAGAGUGAUGGCUGUAACCGUGGCUCCGUGCCCCCUCCCCAGAACAAUCGCACCGAGAACGGUCUCCAGUGCCCAGCCUGCAUCGUGCCCUUUCAGGAGACAUGCCCUGGGACCCAGGCAGCCCGCUGUGUUGGCCAGGAAACCCACUGCGUCUACUUCGCUGGCAACGUGCAGGCUGGUCUCAUCAACCCCAAAUUUGCCACUCGGGGCUGUGCUACAGAGAGUGCCUGCUACGCUAAGGCUGGGGCCCAGGUGCCUUCAGCCUCCUAUCUCUACUUCCUCCGCCGAGCAGACUGCCUUCCAGCCCCCCAGGCCCCUGGCAGGGCGGAGUGAAGAACUGAGGAAUAUGUGGCUUGAGGUCUCCAUUUGUCCUCAGCCUACACCUCCCCAUGUGCGUAUACAUUAAACAGGUUAACAAAGC